AUGGCAUUCGAACCAUCACUCUCUACCAGCGGCAUGCGCCCGCCACUUGCUUCAGCUGAUGCGCCAUCUAUGGCAGACUCGCUACCCAGCAUAAACUUCGGGUUUGACGACCUACGUAACAGCAUGGCUCAAUUCACAAUCAAAUUCGAUGCAUUCAUUGAGCGCGGGCGGAAGAGAGUCUUGGAAGAACGAAACCAGUUUCACAUCAAUAUGGCUGAAUAUGAAGAGGACGAACGUAUGCGCCAGCGCGACAUUGAGAUUCUCAAUCUCAAGUCUCAAACCCACGAACAAACCCUCCAAAAAGAAGCUGCGGAAGCAGCCGAAAUGCACGCGGCGAUUUCGCAAAUCACCCUGGAGCGAGAUAGCCGUCUUACAAAACGCGACCGCUUGAAGCAGCAAAUCGCUGAAACCCAAAAGGCGAUCGCGCAAAAUUGGAGGCACAGAAGGCUCAUGCUCAGAUCUCGUCUAAACUUUCCAGAGCUGGAGUUCUGGCAGGAUUAUCUGUGUAUUCGGAUCGAGGGUGCGGGGCGUGAGGACAGACUCAAGUUUGUCUACAGUCAUCUGUUUGAGAAGGAUUGGGAGGCUGAGGCUUGGUUUGAACUUGGCACUGCCAGUCGUGACUACGAAGUGUUCCACUCGCGACCGAAAUUAGACCAUGACGCGCUGGAGCAUGUCGUGGAUCUCGUUAAUGAUGAUCGGGACUUUGGAGCGUUCUUGAAACGCAUGCGCAAGCUGUUUGUCGAAGCAAUGAACUAG
This is a messenger RNA of Penicillium brevicompactum, 756 nucleotides long. Its product is annotated as kinetochore Spc25 family protein. Gene Ontology annotation, cellular component: Ndc80 complex. Gene Ontology annotation, biological process: chromosome segregation. Lineage: Eukaryota; Fungi; Ascomycota; Eurotiomycetes; Eurotiales; Aspergillaceae. The transcript is spliced from 3 exons. The record is from RefSeq and is a predicted model, not a curated record. Bases 1 to 756 code for a protein of 251 amino acids.